Molecule: messenger RNA, 1608 nt
Organism: Anneissia japonica
Lineage: Eukaryota; Metazoa; Echinodermata; Crinoidea; Comatulida; Comatulidae
Exons: 1
Coding region: 1-1608 (535 amino acids)
Biological process (GO): protein polyubiquitination; proteasome-mediated ubiquitin-dependent protein catabolic process
Molecular function (GO): protein binding; ubiquitin protein ligase activity
Source: RefSeq, a predicted model, not a curated record
AUGCCUGCACUAUUAGAAUUUAACCAAAAUGUUACUGAGGUUAUUAAUACUGCUAAAGAUAUGCAAAGAAAAUUGACAGAAACACUUGAUUCCAUCAAUAAGGACAAAUCUGACUUUGAAUAUCACCUGAAGCAAUGUAGAACAGCUAUCGAAGUGAAAGAGAAGACACUUAUCAAAGAAGUCCGAGAGAAAAGCAAACAAUUAAUUUCAGACCUUGAAAAAAUACACAAAGAAAAGAAAACAGACAUUGAUUGUCAAGUUAAAGAGAUAGAUUCAAAGCUAACUAAAGUUAAAAAUGUGAUGGCCUCAAUCAAUACAAUGAAGAACAAACCACAAGAUACAGAAACACUUGGUUUACACAGAAAAACUAUAAACACUAUUAGAGCCGAGGUCUUAGGAACUGAUUCUGAUCAAUCAUUUAAUAAAAAAAAUAUUACACCCAAUUUUAUUCCAUCUACCAACUUGGAUGAGUUUAUAAAAACAAAGGGAAUUGGUAAAAUUGUAACCGUUGAUGGCAUGUACACGGUUGAAAAAAAUGAUGAAGCAAUUACCGUCGCAAAGGGACAACAAUUUGUAGUGACUGUAUCAAGCUUAAGUGAGAGUGAUACAUGUAAAUUAGCUGCAACCCUGAGCAACCCAUCACAUGAAGAAACAGCCACUGAUGUAGAAUACCAAGGAAAUGGAGAGUACAAAAUAACAGGCAGAUGCAAUGUGGAAGGUGACUGGCAAAUGAAGAUUAUAGCAGGAGAGGCACACAUCAAAGGAUCUCCAGUGAAUAUCAAGGUAGAAACACUGGGACUUGUACAUACCAUUGGCAACAUAUCAGAUUAUAAAGAACAUAGAAAAACAGCUAAGGUGACAGAUGUAAUGUUAGACACAGAUGGAUGCAUACUAAUAUCAAGCUACAGUAAAGAUAUAUUAAAGUUCAACCAAUCAGGUUCAUUUGUUGCUAGGAUAGAGAUGCCACAAGAUGUGCAGGUGAAUAGAAUGCAUCUAAUGGGUGAUGGUCACAUGGUGUACAGUGAUGACUUAAGAAAAUGUGUUGUAAUGUGUGAUGAUAAAUAUCAAGACAUCCGCUCAUUUGGUAAAGGAAUAUUGAAAGUUCCAAUUGGUUUGACAGUGAACAAGGAAACUAGAGUCCUGUAUGUAACAGAUUGUAAGGCUCACUGUGUGUUUAAAUUCAAUGUUGAUGAUGGUAGACUGCUGGGUAAGAUAGGUUCAGAAGGUAGUGAAGUAGGUCAAAUGAAGAUACCAAUUGAUGUCACUUUAACUAAGGACAGUCAUGUGAUUGUUGCUGACACUCUAAAUAACAGAAUACAAAUGUUUGAUGCAGAUGAUAAGUUCAUGAGAAUCCUUGUAGGCAGAGGUAGUGAAGAUGGUAAAGUUGAGGGUCCUAAUGGUGUAAUCCUUGAUAUGGAUGAAAAUAUAAUAGUAUCAAGUUAUGAUAAACUACAAAUAUUUGAUAAAAAUGGUGUCUUCAUAAAAAGAAUAGAUCAUGGAGAUGAUGGAUUAGAUAUCCCAGCAGUAAUCACUGUAAUCUCCAAUAGACCAAGAAGAGUAGCAGUAGCAAAUCACAGACAAAACAAUGUUAAAAUAUUUAACUACUAA